This is a messenger RNA of Cryptomeria japonica (Japanese cedar), 2139 nucleotides long. Its product is annotated as malate synthase, glyoxysomal. Lineage: Eukaryota; Viridiplantae; Streptophyta; Pinopsida; Cupressales; Cupressaceae. Bases 145 to 1806 code for a protein of 553 amino acids. Gene Ontology annotation, biological process: glyoxylate cycle. The record is from RefSeq and is a predicted model, not a curated record. The transcript is spliced from 4 exons. Gene Ontology annotation, molecular function: malate synthase activity. Gene Ontology annotation, cellular component: cytoplasm.
UGCUGUCACAGUUUUCGUGAUCUGAUUGCUCUUUUACAUAUAUGAUGACAUUGCAGUAAGGUGGUGAAGUGAAGUACUAUUCAAAUAAAAACACAGAGAAAACUGUUUUGAAGAGGAAAGCGGAGAGAAGAGAAAGAAAAAAACAUGGAGAAUUCUUACAGCAGGCCUGUUUUUGAUGUUCCCCAGGGAGUGAGAAUUAAGGGGCGAAUUGCAGAUGGGUACGAGAGAAUUCUUAGCAAGGAGGCUCUGCAAUUCGUUGCUGAUCUUCAGAGAACCUUUGGGGGUCGGGUGAGUUAUAACAUGGCGUGCAGAAAGGAGCAACGGGGCAGGUACAACAAUGGGGAGCUGCCGGGGUUCGAUCCCUCGACCAAGGCCAUCAGAGAAGGGGACUGGACCUGCGCUUCUACUCCAAAGGCGGUGGAGGAUAGGAGAGUUGAAAUCACUGGCCCUGUCGAGAGGAAAAUGAUCAUUAAUGCUCUCAAUUCCGGUGCUAAAGUCUUCAUGUCGGACUUCGAAGAUUCCUUGUCACCCACAUGGGACAACAUUGUAACAGGGCAAAUAAACUUGAAGGAUGCAGUUGAGGGAAGUAUAAAGUAUGAAGACAAGGCCAGAAACAGGAUAUACAAACUCAAUGACAUGACUGCUGUGCUUUUUGUUAGGCCUAGGGGUUGGCAUCUGCCUGAAUCCCAUAUUGAGAUUGAUGGGCAGCCAGCAACUGGAUGCCUGGUAGAUUUUGGUCUCUACUUCUUUCACAAUCAUGCAACAUUUCGAUCAAAACAUGGAGGAUCUGGGCCAUUCUUUUAUCUCCCCAAAAUGGAGCACUCCAGGGAAGCUGCACUAUGGAAUGCUGUAUUUGAGAGGGCACAAGAUAGGCUGGGAGUUCCGAGAGGAAGCAUCAAGGCAACUGUUCUGAUAGAGACCCUGCCUGCAGUUUUCCAAAUGCACGAGAUACUAUAUGAGCUCAGAGACCACUCUAUUGGGUUGAACUGUGGUAGAUGGGAUUACAUUUUCAGCUAUAUUAAGACAUUUCAAGCACACCCCAAUAGGCUGCUUCCUGAUCGCGUCCAAGUUGGGAUGGCACAGCAUUUUAUGAAAAGCUAUUCAGAGCUGCUCAUUCAAACAUGUCACAAGCGUGGAGUACAUGCCAUGGGAGGCAUGGCUGCUCAAAUACCCAUCAAAGACGAUCGUGCGGCCAAUGAAGUAGCCUUUGCAUUAGUCCGAGCAGACAAGUUGAGGGAAGUGAAGGCUGGACAUGAUGGCACUUGGGCAGCUCAUCCGGGGUUAAUAGGCAUAGUCACAGAAGUGUUUGACAAAAACAUGACUCAACCCAAUCAGAUUCACCUCAAAAGGGAGGACGUGAAGGUAACCGAGGAAGAUUUACUUCAGCUCCCCAGGGGUGUUAGGACAGUGGAAGGGCUACGGCUGAAUACAAGGGUGGGAGUACAGUACUUGGCAGCAUGGUUGACAGGGACAGGGUCCGUUCCCCUGUACAACCUCAUGGAGGAUGCAGCCACAGCAGAGAUCAGUAGAGUGCAGAACUGGCAGUGGAUUCGGUAUGAAGCAGUUUUGGAUGGGGAAAGUGUGCCUAUCAAAGUUACCAAAGAAUUCUUUGGGAGAAUUUUGGAGGAGGAGAUGGGCCGCAUACAAAGAGAGGUGGGGAUGAAGAGGUUUAAGAGUGGAAGAUAUGAAGAAGCAGGGAAAAUGUUUGGCAGGCAGUGCACGGCUCCCUGCUUGGAUGAUUUCCUUACUCUCGAUGUUUAUCGAAACAUUGUCCAAUACCACCCACGUUCAUCAUCUCGUCUGUGACACUUCAAAGAAUAACCUAAAGUUCAAGCUCUGUUCAGAAUGUUUUAUCUGUUUUUGAAACAAUAUUAUAGCAGAUAAUGUGUUUAUUUAUUGAUAUUAUUGUCGCUGGUGUAAUCCUUGAUGGCAGUGCUGAUUUUGAGCCAUUCAACAAUAAACUGAAGUUUAAGCUUUAUUCAAAGCAUUUUAUCUGUUUUUAAGAUGUAGUAAGCAGGGGAUGUUUUUAAUCUCUUGAGAUAUUGUUGCAGGUGUAAUCCUCGAUAGCAGUGUUAACCUUGGGGUAUCAUAAGUAGGCUUCUAAAUGAAUAAAUACGUCAUAUAUGUGGUUGCCAUUAA